Molecule: messenger RNA, 3124 nt
Organism: Coccidioides immitis RS
Lineage: Eukaryota; Fungi; Ascomycota; Eurotiomycetes; Onygenales; Onygenaceae
Product: glutathione synthetase
Exons: 3
Coding region: 1-1551 (516 amino acids)
Biological process (GO): glutathione biosynthetic process
Cellular component (GO): cytosol
Molecular function (GO): ATP binding; glutathione binding; glutathione synthase activity
Source: RefSeq, a predicted model, not a curated record
AUGGACCAAUCGGUAUAUGCGACCUAUCCGCCGGAGCUCUCUCCAGAGCAAAGGCGGUAUUUAGUAGCCACAGUGAAAGACUGGACGAUACAUCACGGACUGACUGUCCGACCAUCUCCAGACUUAGUAUCAAAGGCAUCUGAUUCCAAUGCUGUGUUGGCAACAAAUGCGCCGGUGACAUUGUUCCCGAGCCUCUUCCCAAGAUCCUGCUAUCAGUCAGCGGUUUCCGUUCAAACCGCAUAUAACGAGCUGUAUGCUGCGAUCACUGCAGAUGAAGCAUGGCUAGGGGAAAUUAUCGAAGACCUCGUCGAUGUCGAUGAUUUUGUUGCCAAUCUAUGGAAAGUCCACAAGGCCGUUAAACAAGAAGGUUAUGUCCAGCCAUUAUCAUUGGGCCUUUUCAGGUCAGACUAUAUGCUUCACAUCCCAGAAGGAAGCACUGAACCAUCUCUAAAGCAAGUGGAAUUCAAUACCAUCUCAUCAUCCUUUGGCGGGCUUUCAUGCCUUGUGAGCAAGAUGCAUUCGGAUCUUCUCUCUUGCCCACCGGGAACUCCGAUUGCAUACCCACCACACCAAUUAUUGAAAGAGAAUUCCAUUCCAGAGAAUAAGGCGGUUGCGACUCUGACUGCAGGACUUGCCGCCGCUCACGAAGCUUACGGAUGCUCCAAAUCAUCACCGUCGCUGCCUCUGUGCAUUCUUUUUGUGGUUCAAGAUGGGGAGCGGAAUAUAUUUGACCAGCAUGAGCUCUCAACUCGUCUCACACAAUUCCAUAAGAUACCCGUUUUCCGCGUUAUCACUACAGAUGUCCUACGGUUGACGUCUGUCCCCCAAGACAACCCAUCUCGCCCGCUGGUAUAUGCCCCACCAUAUGCCCCAUCAGUCUCCUUUGAGGUCACCACUAUCUACCUCCGGGGUUUCUACGGACCUAGAGACUACCAAGAUGGAAGCGCAUGGGAGGCGCGUACUCACCUCGAACGCUCAGCAGCAAUCAAAUGCCCCACAGUCCUCAACCAACUAUCGGGAUGCAAGAAGGUCCAACAGGUCCUCGCUCAGCCGACCGGACCCGAUCACUUGGCCCGAUUCCUCCCCAACGCCGAUCCUCAAACCAUCAAGCAAAUACGCGAUACUUUCGCUCCACAAUAUGAUAUCUCUAUCUCCGGGCAGGGGCAAGAUCUCGCCCUCAACCCAUCCACUGCCGCAAAGCACGUUCUCAAACCCCAGCGCGAAGGCGGUGGGAACAACAUUUACCGCGAGGCAAUCCCGGGAUUUCUACGCGCCAUGCCUGAGAAGGACUGGAAGGGGUGGAUUCUGAUGGAACUCAUCCAGCCACCGAGCGCAGCUAAGAACGUUGCACUUCGUAGUGAUGGUGAAGUACUGACUGGUAAUGUUGUCGGUGAAUUGGGUAUUUUUGGCACAAUAUUGUGGAAUAAUGAGACUGGGAAGGUUAUGCGCAAUGAGCAGGGAGGGUGGCUGAUGAGAACCAAGGCCGAUGACAGUGACGAAGGUGGUGUUGCCGCGGGUUUCUCUUCACUCGAUAGUAUAUUACUCAUUUAGCAAUACCGGCGUACAUAGAAAUUGUGGUCGCUGACUAGAAAUCAGAACAUUUGAAGACCUACUGGCAUUGAAUCUAGAGAAGAAUACAUAUAUGAAUCUCAGAAUGAAAGUGAGGUCCAUGGGAACCCGAAUACAGGGGAUAAAGUAUCAAUCUAGGUGUUUCUUUUUUUAUUUAAAAAAAAAAGAAAAGAAAAUCCAGUGGGAUAAGCAGAAGAUAAAGAAGCAGAAAAAGGCUUAGAGCGCGUCAAGUCAAGUCAUCAAGGGCAUGAAUACAGGGAAAAGAGCGCUGUGAUGCCAGGUGAAAGUUACUGAAAGUUCCGUGUCUCUUCUAGGGCUGGGAUCAGCACCCAAUAAGCAAUGAGAAAUGAAGAACCACGGGAAGGACCGCAGCCAAGAGGUAGAACCAGGGAUAGAACCCAGCAAGAAGGGCCGGGAGUAACCGCCCUCAAACAUAAAUGUGAAGGCAAAAAGGUCAAAAAAUAUCAACAUGGAAACAAAUGGAACCAUAAGCAAAAGGUAGAAAAGCCAAGCAGGUCCUGUGGAGAAAAAAAUCUUUCUUCCUCUUUUUUUCUUUUCUUUUCAUGCAGCUUAUACGCCUCUCCGGUGGAACAUGAUUGCGCAGAAGUCUUUUCGAAAUCUGGGGAUUCCUUUAAACAUUCGAAUCUCGAAUAUUCCUAGUAGGGAAGGUUAUCCCUAAGGAAGUUUUCGAAGGAGCGCUGUGAAGACAUGUUUCGCUGGUGUCCUCUCCAUGGGAACGGAUAGUUGCGAGUCAUGAUCUCGCCAGUGCUCGUGUUCACCUUGUGAGCAUGGUUGCGGCGAAUGGAGAGGCUUGAGGGGGCCCGAAGUCGCGAAGGUGAAGGGCUAAAUCUGUUGAUGCCCUGGGGAUAGUUCGAGGCCCGACAGCGCUGGUCGAUUUGCAUCGUGAUAUUGGCGAGAUGCUCAGUGGAAGCAGCUUGGUUGUACGGGGUCGAAUAGCCAGGGAUGUAUGGUCCAUCGAAGAGAUGAUAGUCGUCCAGGCAGCCUUGAAAAGGUGCAGGGAAAAAUUUGGCUUGUCUGGAUACGACAGUGGACUCAUUAUAUUCCGUGGCUAUUUCGACGUUUUGGCCGUUCAGCCCGCUGAUCGGAGACGUCCACAGCUGAUGGACCCCAAGUCCUUGCAGAGGUUGAUGCAUACCGAGUUCGGAAUAGUUGGCAGCCAGUGCAUUGUCUAUGUCCGUACGAUGAGCAAUGGUGUCGAAUUGAUCUGUAUAACCGGUCGCUCCCACGGUAUCGCCAGUGAAGAAGUCGGCCGAUGGAGAAAUGGCGUUCACAAAAGGGCUUGCGGACUGCGUUGGGCAUUCGGGGUUCUCAGCGGUGAAAGCAACUGACAAUCCGGAUUUCGGGGGCGUCUUCCAGCUCAUGCGUCGCUUGGAUACUGAUCUGGGUGUAGAAAGGACUGACCCAGACGCGGAAGACAGUUGGCCCUGAUUUACACUUGUCAGGUCUGCAUUGGCCUUGCCCUUCGCUUUGGGCCACCACUGGGGCAAUUCAUUUUCUGGAGCUCGAUGCUAUCUUCCAAACGAUGACCCGCAUU